AUGAUUACCCCUCGGAACGAAUCUGAAGAACAGCGACGGGCAGCUGCAAGAGCCAUUCAACGUGCGUGGAAGAGCAGGAACAAUCGUGCCCUCAUGUCUUCAGACGCAAGGUGGAAGGAUGCUGCCGAACAUGCAAAGAUGAAAGUCGACAGAGACGCGGCUCAGGACGGCAAGAACCAUCCUCGCGAACGUUGGAAUCGAGCAGUGUUAUAUGUAUCGCAGCUACGCAACGGGAAUACCGUCUUGAACUCAGGUGUCCAAUCGAAGCAGUAUGUUCAGAAAAACCUCGAGACACAACACUGGUUAGAGUUGGUUGAUGGAAAACAUCGAUAUGGAUCAAACUUGAAAGUGAGCAUAGCCUAUACAUGCGACGCAAGCUACUCAACAUGUUUAACAAGUGGUAUCAUAAACGCUGGCAAACAGAAGAUACAGAGGACAAUUUCUUCAGAUGGUGCUUCCCUCAUCUUCUUCGGCUUUUUUCUGGCUGAACUUACCGUGGUCGAAUGCAGGCUUGAUUACGGUCAGGGCAAAGAUCUGUCAUUACCAGAAUGCCCGCGAGAACAGCUGGAGAAAGAGAGAAUAAUAUAUCUAUCUUCAGAGCAACGGCUUAACUACCUCGCAAAUAUUGAUAGGGAGGGUAAGCUUCGCUGGGCCCGCAAUAAUGAACUUGUCGACACGACCGCCGGUCGUUGGAAGGACUCUGGCAACGGGGGUGGAAUAAUACCUGAAGAUCUUACUGCACAACCACGAACAGAACCUCACACAAGUUUACCUCACGUUUCUUCCACGAGUUCUUUAAGCAUGAAUUCGACCGUCGCUACACACUAUGUAGAUCCCCCACGAGGUCAUAAUCCAUGGUCAAGGAUAUUCCAUCGGUAUUUUACUGCACGGGGUAUUUUGAAUCGUCUCCUGAGGAAGACGGUGCGACGCAAUACAUGGAUUUGGGUUACGGAUCGCCAAUACAACCUGUUCAUAGGAAUAAAGGACACUGGCUCUUUCCAGCAUUCUUCCUUUUUGGCUGGUGGUCUGGUCACAUCCGCAGGAUUAAUAUCUGUAAAAAUGGGACUGGUCCAUAAUCUUUCCCCACUUUCAGGUCAUUAUAGGACCUCCGUUGGGCAUUUCCAUCAAUUCCUUGAAAAAAUGGAAGAACGUGGUUUGGAUAUGCAAAAGGCCAGGAUCAGCAAGGCUGAAGCUGCAUUAUGGGGGAUCGAACAUAUUGCAAAAUGGAAGAAAAAACGGUCUGAGAUAUCCGAGAAAGGAAAGGAAAAGGCGCUUGAGGCGGGUCAGGAACUUGCUCUGAAGCUCCCUUUGGUGGACAACAGCUGGAAAAGGGAGAUACUGGAGGGCCGUGCAUCAAAGCAGCGAAACGCAGUCAGCAAUGCUUCAGAUAUCAAGGACUGA
This is a messenger RNA of Marasmius oreades (fairy-ring Marasmius), 1401 nucleotides long. RefSeq lists its product as uncharacterized. The transcript has 14 exons. Lineage: Eukaryota; Fungi; Basidiomycota; Agaricomycetes; Agaricales; Marasmiaceae. The record is from RefSeq and is a predicted model, not a curated record. Bases 1 to 1401 code for a protein of 466 amino acids.